UUCCGACCACUCACCACAAUUACGAAUCACGAACAGAUCCGCAUCUGCAUUCCAAUCGAGGUCUCUCUCUCUCGUUCUAUAUACAUAUAAUAUAUAUAUAUCCAUAUAUUCUAGGUUUCGGAAGCGUUUAACGGAUCUGUAUCUCAUCGAAGACCAGUCUUCAUCGGGUCCUAUUAUCAUCUGCUUGUUAGUCGCUAAGUGUUUUUGUUGAUCGAAGCCAUGUCAGGGCCUCAGUGUUGCAGCAAUCCGCCGACUCUCAGCUCAAGCAGCGGAGGCGGCCAUGUGGAGGAGCUCGGAGGCCUCAAAAGCUACGUCUCUGGCUCCCUCGACUCCAAGCACGCCAUCCUUCUGGUUUCCGAUAUCUUUGGAUAUGAAGCUCCAAAAUUGAGGAAACUUGCUGACAAAGUGGCAGCUUGUGGAUUCUAUGUAGUAGUUCCUGACUUCUUCUUGGGAGACCCCUUUAAUCCUGAGCAUUCUGUGAAGCCUAUUCAUGAUUGGCUAAAAGACCAUGGAGCGGACAGAGGAUUUGAAGAUGCAAAACUAGUACUUGAAGCUAUCAAAAGUAAAGGUAUAUCCUGCAUUGGAGCUGCAGGCUUCUGUUGGGGAGCUAAGGUUGUUGUGGAACUAGCGAAGCAUGAUUAUAUUAAAGCUGCUGUGCUGUUGCAUCCUUCAUUUGUUACAGUUGAAGAUAUCCAGGCUGUUAAGGUUCCAAUAUCAGUAUUGGGAGCUGAGAUUGACAAAAUGUCACCGCCAGAACUGUUGAACAAAUUCGAUUCUGCCUUAAAUGAGAAACCUGAGGUUGAUGCCUUUGUGAAGAUAUUUCCGGGGGUUGCACACGGCUGGACUGUGAGAUACGAGGACGGAGAUGAACAUGCUGUGAAGAGUGCAGAGGAGGCCUGUAACGAUGCGCUCGAUUGGUUUGGCAAGUAUCUUAAGUGAAGAUAUCAGAUUGCAAAAUAUUAUUGUCUGGAGAUGGGAAGAACGGCAGAUGAAGUAUUCUAGGUUAUUCAGACUUCUUUCCCAACUCGAUGGCUGUGCAAUAACUUCUUGUUUAGAUGAUAAAACUUGAUGGCGCUGCUAGUUCUUGAAAUUUGCUAGGAUAAUAAAACUUCUUGUUCUCCUUGGUGGUUAUUAAGUUGCAGAUAAUAAGUUGCAUGUA
This is a messenger RNA of Diospyros lotus (date-plum), 1159 nucleotides long. RefSeq names its product endo-1,3;1,4-beta-D-glucanase-like. The transcript has 8 exons. NCBI's taxonomy places the organism in Eukaryota, Viridiplantae, Streptophyta, Magnoliopsida, Ericales, Ebenaceae. Bases 220 to 939 code for a protein of 239 amino acids. The record is from RefSeq and is a predicted model, not a curated record. Gene Ontology annotation, molecular function: hydrolase activity.